This is a messenger RNA of Capsicum annuum, 1010 nucleotides long. RefSeq names its product pollen-specific leucine-rich repeat extensin-like protein 2. The record is from RefSeq and is a predicted model, not a curated record. The coding region runs from base 67 to 864 and encodes 265 amino acids. NCBI's taxonomy places the organism in Eukaryota, Viridiplantae, Streptophyta, Magnoliopsida, Solanales, Solanaceae. The transcript has 3 exons.
UCAAAAAUUUAUUAUAUAUAUAGAUGGUCAUAUCUCUUCACAGUAGGCCACAAACCAUUUGCAAAAAUGACAACCAUGAAAAUGCUCAUGAUGUUAAUGGUGGCUGCAAUUCUAUUUUGCAGCAGCCACCAACAAGUGGUCGUGGCGAGAGAAGUGGCAGAUGAGGGAAACGAGUUACAAAUAAUACCCCCAUGGGAUAUCCCAUGUUAUUUGCCGUGGCCAUUCCCCUGGCCACGACCAUGGCCAUGCCCUCCUCCACGACCACGACCACGACCACGACCUCGACCGCGCCCAUGCCCACCGCCACCUCCUCCACCAUGUCCUCCACCACCUCCACCUCCGCGCUCACCACCACCUCCACCUCCGCGCUCGCCACCGCCUCCACCACCAAGAUCACCCCCUCCUACACCGUUUUCGGGGUGCUCUAUUAGUGACCAACAAAAGGUGAAGAAAUGCAUGUUCAACACAACUUCAAUUGAUGCAUGUUGUCCGACAUUCAAGAGCAUACUUGGCACUAGUUGUCCUUGCUAUAAGUAUGCUGAGGAUUUAGACAAUCAAGUCUUGAUCACUCUUGAAGCUUAUUGUGAUGUCGAUAGCCCUUGUAGUGGUGUGCCGAGUCCCCCUCCUCCGGUGACUCCCACCCCGUUUUCGGAUAGUUGCUCAGCUAGUGACAAAGAAAAAGUGAAGACGUGCAUGUUCAACACAACUUCAAUUGACGCAUGCUGCCCAAUAUUCAAGAGCAUACUUGGCACUAGUUGUCCUUGCUAUAAGUAUGCUGAGGAUUUGGAUAAUCUAACCUUGAUCACGCUUGAAUCUUAUUGUGAUGUCGAUAGCCCUUGUACUGGUUUGCGUGCAAGUGAUUAAGCUAUCCAAGGAAGAGUAAAACAAUGGAUUGUUUAUUAGUUGUUUAAUUCCAGAUCUUGUAUUAGAUAAUUUGCUGUUAAUUACCCUUGUAAUGUUGUGCUUUUAGCAAUAAUAAUUUUGACAUAUAUGUCAAAUUUUAGUGUUUA